AUGUGCACAUUAGAGAAGACCGGCAACAACAUCUUCUUUUUAACAUUGACCGGCGACGAUGAGCACCGUUUAAACCCCACUCUUAUCGACUCCAUCCUCUCCGCUCUUCGCCAAGCCAAAUCGCAAGCCACCAGAGGCUCGGUUCUCAUCACCACAUCGCGAGGCAAGUUCUUCUCCAACGGCUUCGAUCUAGCAUGGGCUCAAGCCGCCGGUUCCCAGAAUAAAGCCACCGAGCGCCUCCUCCACAUGGUGGAACUUCUCAAGCCGGUGGUAGCCGAGCUGAUCAAUUUACCUAUGCCAACCAUCGCCGCCGUAAACGGCCACGCAGCCGCCGCGGGGCUGAUUCUGGCUCUGAGUCAUGACUAUGUCCACAUGAAGAGGGAUAGAGGUGUGCUGUACAUGAGCGAGGUUGACGUAGGGCUUACCAUACCUGAUUAUUUCACGGCCCUUUUUAGGGCUAAGGUAGGAUCGCCUUCGGCUCUACGCGAUGUGUUGUUGAGAGGAGCCAAGGUUAAGGGAGACGAGGCGGCGAGGAUGGGAAUUGUGGAGGCGGCACACGAUAACGAGGAAAGGUUGAGUGAGGCUACAGUGCGCCUAGGGGAACAGUUGGGAUCGAGAAAAUGGCUCGGCGAGGUUUACAAGGAGAUAAGGAAGAGUUUGUACCCGGAAUUAUGUGGCGUGCUUGGAUUGAGUGUUGCAAAAUUAACUGCGAAACUCUGA
Dovyalis caffra is the source of this 720-nucleotide messenger RNA. The record is from the annotation of a GenBank genome assembly. NCBI's taxonomy places the organism in Eukaryota, Viridiplantae, Streptophyta, Magnoliopsida, Malpighiales, Salicaceae.